Molecule: messenger RNA, 342 nt
Organism: Dibothriocephalus latus
Lineage: Eukaryota; Metazoa; Platyhelminthes; Cestoda; Diphyllobothriidea; Diphyllobothriidae
Source: the annotation of a GenBank genome assembly
GCACUGACUAUUCACUUUAGGGCCACUACCUACCAGGUUUUAUUCUUUAUCGUUCCCUGUUCUCUUUUCACAAAGGGCCAGCGACUCGUGCUAUCAGCUGAGGAAAGACGAUUGCUAUCGCGUAUGGGUCACAAGGUGCCGACAAUGUUUCCACUGUCACGCAGUGAUGAACGCGUUAUUCGAGCCGUUCGUCGAAAAAUCCGAAAUAAAAUUUCCGCCAAGGCCAGUCGUGCCCGUCGCCAGGAGUAUCUUCAGACCCUCGAGAUGCGCAUCCACAGUUGCCACAAAGAAAACGAGCGACUGCGUUCGCGAGUUGGUGAACUGGAGAAGGAAAAGCGGUAG